AUGCAGGCGCGCUACUCCGUGUCCAGCCCCAACUCCCUGGGAGUGGUGCCCUACCUCGGCGGAGAGCAGAGCUACUACCGCGCGGCGGCGGCGGCGGCCGGGGGCGGCUACACCGCCAUGCCGGCCCCCAUGAGCGUGUACUCGCACCCGGCGCACGCCGAGCAGUACCCGGGCGGCAUGGCCCGCGCCUAUGGGCCCUACACGCCGCAGCCGCAGCCCAAGGACAUGGUGAAGCCUCCCUACAGCUACAUCGCGCUCAUCACCAUGGCCAUCCAGAACGCCCCGGACAAGAAGAUCACCCUCAACGGCAUCUACCAGUUCAUCAUGGACCGCUUCCCUUUCUAUCGGGACAAUAAACAAGGCUGGCAGAACAGCAUCCGCCACAACCUCUCGCUGAACGAGUGCUUCGUCAAGGUGCCCCGCGACGACAAGAAACCGGGCAAGGGCAGCUACUGGACGCUGGACCCGGACUCGUACAACAUGUUCGAGAACGGCAGCUUCCUGCGGCGGCGGCGGCGCUUCAAGAAGAAGGACGCGGUGAAGGACAAGGAGGAGAAGGACCGGCUGCACCUCAAGGAGCCGCCGCCGCCCGGCCGCCAACCCCCGCCUGCGCCGUCCGAGCAGGCCGACGGCGCCGCGCCCGGACCGCAGCCGCCGCCAGUGCGCAUCCAGGACAUCAAAACCGAGAACGGUACGUGCCCCUCGCCGCCCCAGCCCCUGUCCCCGGCCGCCGCCCUGGGCAGCGGCAGCGCCGCCGCGGUGCCUAAAAUCGAAAGCCCCGACAGCAGUAGCAGCAGCCUGUCGAGUGGGAGCAGCCCCCCGGGCAGCCUGCCUUCCGCGCGGCCGCUGAGCCUGGACGGCGCGGCGGGAGCCGGGACCUACCACUGCAACCUGCAGGCCAUGAGUCUGUACGCGGCCGGAGAGCGCGGCGGCCACUUGCAGGGCGCGCCGGGGGGCGCGGGCGGCUCGGCGGUGGACGACCCCCUGCCCGACUACUCUCUGCCCCCAGUCACCAGCAGCAGCUCCUCGUCCCUGAGUCACGGUGGCGGCGGCCAGGAGACCGGCCACCACCCUGCGGCCCACCAAGGCCGCCUCACCUCGUGGUACCUGAACCAGGCGGGCGGAGACCUGGGCCACUUGGCGAGCGCGGCGGCGGCGGCGGCGGCCGCGGGCUACCCGGGCCAGCAGCAGAACUUUCACUCUGUGCGGGAGAUGUUCGAGUCGCAGAGGAUCGGCUUGAACAACUCUCCGGUGAACGGGAAUAGUAGCUGUCAGAUGGCCUUCCCUUCCAGCCAGUCUCUGUACCGCACGUCCGGGGCUUUCGUCUACGACUGUAGCAAGUUUUGACACCCCCGCCCACCCCAAGUCGAACUGAAUCGAACCCUAAAGCAGGAACAGAAAAGAACCAUCAAUGCAAAAUCGAAACCAAAAAAAAAAAAAAAGAAAAAGAAAUCCAAUUUAAAAAAAAAAGAAAACCUCGAAAAACAUUCACCAAACCAGCGAACAGAAUCCCUCCAAAAAUUCAACUCACCAGCACAAAGAAAACUAUUUUCUGAAAAAAUUCAGAGCCACCUUCACUUUGCCUUAUCUAAAUAAACAAAACGGUAAACUAUUUUGUACAGAGACAGCAAAAUCAUGGUUUAUUAAAGGACAGUGUUACUCCAGAUAACACGUAAGUUUCUUCUUGCUUUUCAGAGAUCACGCUUUCCUCCUUUCUCUCCCAUUCCCCUGCCCUUCUCUUUCCUCCACCUCUCACCUGUAAGAUAUUUUAUCCUAUGUUGAAAGGAGGGGGAAAGUCCCCGUAUAUGAAAAUCGCUCUCUUUUUAUUCAUGGACUUGUUUUAAAAUGUAAAUUGCAAUAUAGUAAUUUAUUUUUAAUUUGUAGUUGGAUGUCGUGGACCAAACGCCAGAAAGUGUUUCCAAAACCUGACGUUAAAUUGCCUGAAACUUUAAAUUGUGCUUUUUUUUUCAUUAUAAAAAGGGAAACUGUAUUAAUCUUAUUCUAUCAUCUUUUUUUCUUUUUGUUGAACAUAUUCAUUGUUUUGUUUAUUAAUAAAUUACCAUUCAGUUUGAAUGAGAUCUAUAUGUCUGGAUACUUUAAUACAACCUUAAUUAUUAUAAGAAAAAAAUAUUUCAGAUUAAAACAUGAGAAAUGACCUAUUCUCCUCCUAAAUAGCUGAAAAAUGGAGAAACCCUCUGACUAUUCCUUGUCAAAUAAAAGUCUCUUUUUGUUUAGAUUUUUUUUUUUCCUGCAGCAUCUUCUGCAAAAUGUACUAUAUAGUCAGCUUGCUUUGUGGCUAGUCAAAAGAUAUUUUCCUAAACAGAUCUGAGUUGGCAUAUACACUAAUAUAUUUUUUUCAAGUAAGGACAGAACAUGAUCUGGAAAUUCUAAGCCCAUGAAUCAGCAGCAGUGUUACCACAGUGCUACCUGUGUGUAGAGAUAUGUGAAUGUUCCUCCAGAUAUACACAGAUGAAUAUUUGGCUUGUGUAUCACAUUAAAAAUCGUGAUGUCUGUUAUACAUACAUCCCCGUGAGCCAAAUGCUGGAUAGAUAUUUUGCCUAUUAAUUUCACUCCUUUGUAAGAGGAAAAAUAAACCAGUUUUUAAAUGUAUGUAUAUAAUUCAUCCACA
This is a messenger RNA of Neomonachus schauinslandi (Hawaiian monk seal), 2629 nucleotides long. It is a transcript of the gene FOXC1, whose product is annotated as forkhead box C1. The transcript has a single exon. Gene Ontology annotation, molecular function: RNA polymerase II cis-regulatory region sequence-specific DNA binding; DNA-binding transcription factor activity, RNA polymerase II-specific. Lineage: Eukaryota; Metazoa; Chordata; Mammalia; Carnivora; Phocidae. The record is from RefSeq and is a predicted model, not a curated record. Gene Ontology annotation, biological process: cell differentiation; regulation of transcription by RNA polymerase II; anatomical structure morphogenesis. The coding region runs from base 1 to 1347 and encodes 448 amino acids.